Molecule: messenger RNA, 2530 nt
Organism: Hypoxylon fragiforme
Lineage: Eukaryota; Fungi; Ascomycota; Sordariomycetes; Xylariales; Hypoxylaceae
Exons: 2
Coding region: 288-2435 (715 amino acids)
Molecular function (GO): acyltransferase activity, transferring groups other than amino-acyl groups
Source: RefSeq, a predicted model, not a curated record
CACAGUUCAAGUUCAUCAUCACACCCACUUUGCACUUUGCACUUUGCACUUUACACUUUGAUUUUCAUAACUCCUAACUCCCCCCCCUGAACGCCCCAUCCAAAGCAGCCGAGGGGUCACAAAGUCACAAAGUGGCGUGGCAGCCGUGGUAACACAGCAGAGCUUUGACUACCUCGAACCGCCGACGAUUUCCAAAUUCAAACACACAACCAAUCAUUUUCUAACCUAAUUAGGUAACGCCAUUCCCAAGGCCUUCACUCGGUCGUUGGUAACCGAUUUUCGGCAAGAUGCCGGCAAUCAUGGAUGAUCCAUCUAGUCCGACCAUAUAUCGCAUUAGCGGACAGCUUCCGUACCCGACCCCUGGAAAACCAGAGCUGCCGCCGGAUGUUCGCCCUCGUCAGGUGACUUUACGAGAUCGUCAGACUAUUGCGACCGUUGUGCCGUUUGCUUCUCGUGACCAGGUACCCCCAUCCCUUCUGGCUUACCUCUCGGACCAGCUCGCAAAGGAGAUUGAAGGGGGCGACACCUAUCCCAUGAUAGAGCCUAUGCCCUUGGACAAAUUCUCUGCCUAUUGGCUUCAGAACUUUGCUGGUAUCAUGCUGCUUGGCCAGAUCGAGAGCGCCGAGGAAGUUACUGAAGGUAAGGAUUGGUCUAAGGAAUGUCUUGGUAGCUUUUAUAUUAAGCCCAACUAUCCUGGCCGUAGUAGCCAUGUCUGCAACGGUGGAUUUCUCGUCACCGACGCCUCUCGAAACCGUGGUGUCGGACGGCUCAUGGGCGAGAGCUACUUGGACUGGGCGCCGAAGUUGGGCUACACGUACUCGGUUUUCAACCUGGUCUACGAGACGAAUGUAGCUUCUUGUAAAAUCUGGGACGCCCUCGGUUUUAAACGCAUCGGACGCGUCAAGGGUUGCGGAAACCUCAAGUCAUACCCAGAUCGGUUGAUCGAUGCCAUCAUCUACGGGCGGGAUCUAGGGCCAAGUGCCGGUGAGGGCAACGGCGAGCCCCUUCUCGUGAGUGAAGAGCGUUUCGACAAAAUAAAAUUCUACCUGAAAUACGGGCGCUACCCGAAUGGAUCUGACCGCGCCGAGAAAAGCAGACUCCGCAGCGCCGCGACGCACUAUAAAUUGCUCGACAACGACGUGUUGAUGCUGAAGGACAAGGAGGUCAUUAGCGACCCUAUUCAUCAGAUGGACAUCUCGCGCCGCAUCCACGAAGCCGGUAGCCAUGCUGGUAUCAACAAGACCACGGCUACCAUUGCUGAGAAGUAUCAUUGGAGCCGUAUCAAGGAGACAGUCUCGGAUGUAAUUAGGACAUGUGAUCAAUGCAAGGAAACAAACAAAACACCCAUUCCAAAUCCUACUAGUUCGAAGCGACUCAACGUAAACGUCAACAUUGACAACAUUGGCAGCAAUCCCUUUAAUACUAUGCUAUCGCGAAUGUCACCCACCGCAGCUCCUGGACCCGGCAUAGUCGGGACCACCGGCAGGGUCCUCGAACUGCAGGCGCCUAGUCAUCAUGACCUGCCAUCUCUAGUCAACCCUUCAAACCCGUAUGCCCAUCCCAGUGACAUCACAUCCUUGCUUAACUCUCCUAUACAACCGUCGCCAGACACGGGCUUACCGCCCCAUCAUCCCAUGAUGCAGAACCAGCUGCACCAUGAUUCUGCGGCGACCCUCGCUUCUUUACACGAGGCCGUGGACAUGUAUCACCCUAUAGAUCCGCAAAUUAUAUCCCAAUCUACCCACCAUCACCACCACCAACCACCAACUCAUCACCAUCCUCAUUCAUUCCAUACCUUUCAUACAAGUGACACAGGACCACACUCAAGCCCACAUUCCUCGCACACAUCGCUGCACGGCCAUGAACCGUACAGCCCCCACCAAACGCAUACUGUCUCCAUCCAUGACCCCAUUUCUCAUGAUCAUUUUCACGUCCAAACCCACCAUCACGCUCACCAUCAUCAUCAGCAUCCAGGACCUCCUCACCACCACGACCCAGAUUCGUUCCAGGCCCUUCUUCACGGCACCGAUAAUCACCACGAUCAUCUACAUCAUCAUCAACUAGAUGGCCCCCAGCACCAUCCACCUACCGAUAACGACGAGGACGACCAAGAUGCCAUGGACCGCGACCUAGACAUGCUUAUCGAGCACAGCUCCGACGACGACAACGAUAAUGGCACGGACAUGGACAACGACAAAAGCAUGGCGAUCGACGAUGUCCUACUCCACAACCACGAUUUCAUGGCCGACGCCAAGCCAGGGGACGAACCAACUGUUAUAAAUGGACACGAUGCUGUGGAUGGGACUAACAUCGAAGAAGAUGGAGGAGAACAAGAAGGAGGAGGAGCGGGAGAAGAUGGGGGUAUAGGCCGGGAAAGAGACCGUGCGAGAAAGCGGAGUAGUAUCUAUAACGUGGUUUUCACUCCGUUAGGGUAAAAGGAGACUCGGGGGACAAAGGGGGUGGAUGGCUUUGGUAUAACGGCAUGAUAGGUACAUAACGGCGUAACGGCAUGGCAUAACAGCAUAGUAAU